Messenger RNA from Silurus meridionalis, 2230 nucleotides. RefSeq lists its product as uncharacterized. The transcript has 2 exons. The coding region runs from base 197 to 1639 and encodes 480 amino acids. The record is from RefSeq and is a predicted model, not a curated record. NCBI's taxonomy places the organism in Eukaryota, Metazoa, Chordata, Actinopteri, Siluriformes, Siluridae.
GAGGGGUAAAAAAAAAAAAAAAAGAAGAGAAAGAAAGCACCCAAGCGUAGUCGAGAGAGCAAGGAGAGGGAGAGAGCAUAGAGAGUGGGAGGGAGAGAGGAAGACAGGGUGACUUGCAGGAUCUUGCCUUGUGUAAUUGCUGCUUCAGCGCUGUCAUUUACAGCCAUUGCCAGACUGCAGAGAGAGUGUUUUGGCCAUGGCGUGUGCAGCACUGAGGAAUAAUGUGUGGGAGCUUGCAGUGCUGAUCCUGGGCCUGCUCUCUCUGGCUCACAUUGUCACAGCUUCCGAGUGCAAGGAGAGCUUCUACAGAAACACACCCCCACACUGGGUCACUGAGUCGGGCCUGGAGAGGCGAUGCCACAACCUGGGAGCCGGGCGCACUUUUGCUUCACUCUCCCACCCGGGACACCAGUCUCACAUCUAUACGGCUCUGCACCUCGGCCAGCACAACGCAUGGGGCAAAGGAACGACAAAAGAGUUGCAUGUGCAGGACGAGACAAGCGUCCUCGGAGGAGAAGAUCAUUUUGUCCCGGGAUUGUACAAGAAGGACCAGCAUGUAGCUUCAUCACCCUCACCGUCUACUUUCCAUAAACUGGAUGCUCUAACUUCAGAGCUGGUGGAGAGCAGGAUCACGCCACAGUGCUCUAAGGCAAGGGGAAGUGUGUAUGUUCAGAGUGGCAUGGGUGGCCUGAUCGAGACGAAGGAGGACGUGCUAUGGUCGGCAGUGUGCUGCGAUGUUCCUGAAGGAGCCGGAAGCUUCAGUAUGGGAAUGGUCCUUGAGGGUGAAGGGGAGAUAAAGCUGAUGAGUGUGAAAGAGCUGGAGGAACUGAUGGACUUUAAAGAGCUUUUUUCAGGUGGAUGUGGAGAGACAAUUCUGGAAAAUGGGGCAUUGGAAGUCGGUGAAGUUUCACACACAGAUGAGACAGACAAAAGCAGUGAUGAGAAUGAGGUAUCGAUAGAAGAAAAGAUAGAAGAAAGAACCCUGUCUGAACCCAGUCUGGAAGAAAGCAGCGAAGAAGCCGAAAGCCAAGAGGAGAGCGUUGUCCUCUAUGUUCUGUCUUCAACCAUAUCUCUCCUGUUUGCUCCUCUAUCUCCGGUUGUCUCCACCCUCACUAACUUGCCCUUUCAAAUCUGCUAUGUCUUGCAAGAGGACGCAGCCGUGCUGACAUCGCUGCCUGGUGACAGUCUUAGUUUGGUUCAAAACAUGGGCUCUGGUGUCGUCUCGGGUGUUGAGAACGUAGGUAGCAUCGCCUAUCAAGUGGGUGAGCAUGGCGUCUGCUCACUGUAUACAUUAAUAAGCACAUUAACAGGCACGCUCAUGAUCUCCUGCCAGGAGGGAAUUGCCGGUACAGGGACGCUAAUGGGUGAUGCUUUGGGGUUGGUAACCGGUGCACUUGGUGAGGUCUGGGAAUUUGGCUCAGAAGUUGUAGGGAGCAUGUGCCAGGGAUUUUGUGGGUACUUGGGUGUAGUAGGCACAGAGAUUGGCGAACAGGGCAUGACAAUAGGUAAAGGAAUCGGCAGUCUGGUCUGGAGGGGACAGAAGGGACUUGGGCAUGUAAUAAAUAUGGUUGUGGGCGUCUUUGGGGGAGUGUUCGGAAACAUGAUGGAAAACAUCCAGGAAGCGGUCACUAAAGAGUGAGAGAGCAUCAAGGUAUUUUUUGUGCAUGAAUGCAUGGAUCUGGCGCGGAUCUUUCUACUUACACUAUUCCAUCAUGGUCGGGGUCUCGCUGCACGAAUAUGCUUACGUGGACUGGCUUUUACAUGACGGCUCUUAAAUCGGAGGAGUGGGCACUGACAUGAAGAUUUGUGUGGAUUUGAGAUCUUAGCGAUUGAUCUUAUACACUCUUUGUGAAGUUGGUGUGCAUUCAGUGCAUUCAGUCGAAUAUGGAAAGGGGAAAUGGUUCAAAGGUUAUGGAUUACAGAAUUUCAGGUUUAAUGCAAAUGAUUUUGAUGCCAAAAUUGAACAGUAUCAUAGAGACCAUGAGGCAAGAUCUUGUACAAUACAACGCAGUUCAGUCUCCUCAUUGUUAAUCAACUUUCCAGCUUUGCUUCGGUGGAAUAUUUGUACAAACUGCCCUCAAUAUUAAGCAGGAUAUCAGAAAAACCUGUAACAAAUGUAAAAAAAAAAAAAGUGUUCAAUGUCCAGUCAUCUCCUCAGUGAAACUGAUAUAUGUAAUCAUCAACUCCAACUUGAUUGAUGUCUAAAUAAAAGAAAGGAUUGUGUCAUGGA